UAAUGUGUGACAAAAAAGAAAGUUUAUCGAGUUCAUAAACUCAUUUGAAAAUAGUAAUAGGAUGGCAUUAAGGUCUUUAUUAAACUAUGCUAAAACAAUUAUUAAAGACCCUAGAUGCAAAAUCGUCAAUUAUUGAGUUAAAUGGGUUAUUUAUGGAUUUUAAAGGAUUAUUAAAGAAAUUAUUUCCUGACGAGGAUAGGUACAUACAGGUCCCGGAACUAGGUCAAAGGGACGCGCACAGCCUUGUGUCGUCGUGGGCGGAGAAACGGAACCGGAAGUUGAUCCAGAUGGACAUCCUGCUGAGCACAUUCCGGAAGUGCCCGACACCGCUGUUCUUAAAACUGUCGUUUGACGCGCUCGUUCGACCCGCCGCCACGGACAGUACUGCAGACGACAGUCCAUACCUCAGUCGACUUCCUGUUCAGUCGUCUGGAGAAACUGCAUGGCCGGAUAUUGGUGUGUCGCGCCUUGGGAUAUUUUACCUUAGGUCAUAA
Dreissena polymorpha is the source of this 494-nucleotide messenger RNA. RefSeq lists its product as uncharacterized. The record is from RefSeq and is a predicted model, not a curated record. The transcript is spliced from 4 exons. Lineage: Eukaryota; Metazoa; Mollusca; Bivalvia; Myida; Dreissenidae. Bases 87 to 494 code for a protein of 135 amino acids.